GUCAAGGUUUCCUCAGCAUAUUAAGACAAAACUCGCCGGUCGGUACACAUCAGCAGCACACUGGCUCAGACAAAAUACAGCCAGGCGUUACUAGGUCUUAUGCCCUUGGAUCUAUUGCACCGUCUUUAAUCCCCCGACCAUGCGCAGUUCUCACCGCAAAUCCCGAAAUGGAUGUAGAGAAUGCAAGCAACGCCAUAAAAAGUGCGAUGAGGCUUCGCCCACUUGUCUCAAUUGCACCAUCACGAAUCGAUCCUGUUCAUACCGCCUUACACGUCCAAUGCAUCGGCUCAGCCGCCCGAAAGCAGCGUCUUGUGCAUCAACGCCAUCGGUGCGAACGCUUUCGCCGCCCAUCCAAUGCAAUACUCAGCAAUGGCAAGAUCAGCAGUAUGAUCUAGGGCAUCUUGAGCUGCUUCACCAUUUCGAGUCAGGCGCGUUUGAAGCGAGUAUGCUACCUUUGCCGAGCUCGAUACGCAUGGCGAUCAUGCAAUGUGCUCUCACCAACCCCUAUCUCAUGGAUCAAAUUCUUGCCCUAUCGGCAGCCCACAUGAGUACUUUUCGCCGAGAACAGCAACAGAUGUUCAGCAACAAAGCGAUGGAGCUUCAAACACGGGCUGUAUCCUUGUUUAAUAGAGUGGAAACCGACAUCUCGAUGCAAAACUCUCGUUCUUGGUUUCUUUAUGCAUCAUUUCUUGGCAUCCAGAUG
Molecule: messenger RNA, 703 nt
Organism: Trichoderma atroviride IMI 206040
Lineage: Eukaryota; Fungi; Ascomycota; Sordariomycetes; Hypocreales; Hypocreaceae
Source: RefSeq, a predicted model, not a curated record